This is a messenger RNA of Durusdinium trenchii, 1213 nucleotides long. NCBI's taxonomy places the organism in Eukaryota, Dinophyceae, Suessiales, Symbiodiniaceae. The record is from the annotation of a GenBank genome assembly.
UCUUUGCCAUGCCACCGCGCAAGCGGAAACUACACCAGGAAGACUGCCCCCCCACCAUUGGAGGAUGUGGGACUCCGAGCUGCUUAAACCUGCAGCGGAUUUGUUAGCAAAAUUGUUGGCAACCAGGCCUAAGAUGAGAUAUGGCCCAUAGUUGGCAGGAUCCUUGAAAUUGGUGGCCAAGCGCGUGGCAGGUGCCACUGAUCCUUGGUGGAGGGAACUCAAGGCCCGACUUCCACGCAAGACUUGGCAGAAGCAAACUGCUUCAAAUGGAGAAGCUCUCGAGCUUGAGGCCAAGCGGCUUCACACUGCCAUGGCCAAGUGGCGCAAUGCCAGUAGCAAUGAGAGGAUGACCAUGUUGGAGAAUAUCAGGAGGAAGCUGCUGUUUGGGGAUGGUGACCACGAGCAACGCCAGAAACUGCUGAGAGUGGUACUGCGAAAAGUGGUGGCAUCAAUGUCAGCCCCCAGGCAUCAUGUUGCUGGUAAACGGAGGCAGGAAUGUCAAGCAGAAACAGAACCAGCAGGGCCUAGCCAACAGGAGCUGAGACAUCUUUUGUUGAAGGUGCUGCAGCAAGUGAGCCUCAAGGAUGCGAAGGUGAAACCUCUUCUCAGACAUUUGGAGCAACUGAUUGCCCGUUUCGACGGACAGCUGGAAGAAGCUGCCUGUUCAUCUCAGUGGCUGCGAAUUUCUGGUUUCCUGCAGGGCUAGGAUGAGGCACGCCGCGGACGUUGGAGCGAAGAGGAGAAAGAGGAGGUGUGGCAGUUUUUGCAAGAUGAACUGCAGAGAUCUGGAGAGGCGAACUCGGUCCUAUGGGGAAAGCCUCUACCAGAUUUCAAAGGUCCAGCAGCGCCAUUCAAGUUUUCUGGCGCUCCCGAGCAGAUGCCCGGUAUGCUCCCCCGGAAGCAGAUCGAGCAAGGCACCCGCGAGGAUUGAUCAAACAGGUGGUCGGCGAGGCCAUACAGAAACUAGGGGGGCGAAGCUACGAGCUGUCAACUGAUCCAGAUGAUUGACACUGAUCCAGAGAUCCAGCAGACCUAUGGAGAUCGAUUGCUAAGGCACAUGACUCGAAUCAGGGGCGACAUGAACUCCCUGCCAGCUUGGCAGUGCACAGUCCGAUCCGGCGUGGAUAAAUGGCCAGAAGCGGCCGGCGGGUGGUGUACAGACUCAAGUCUCAACGCUGAUGAUUGGAAAUGCACAUGCAAAUGUAGCAACGGG